Sinocyclocheilus grahami is the source of this 2169-nucleotide messenger RNA. Its product is annotated as CD209 antigen-like protein 2. The transcript is spliced from 5 exons. The record is from RefSeq and is a predicted model, not a curated record. Gene Ontology annotation, biological process: biological process involved in interspecies interaction between organisms. The coding region runs from base 1 to 630 and encodes 209 amino acids. Lineage: Eukaryota; Metazoa; Chordata; Actinopteri; Cypriniformes; Cyprinidae.
AUGGAGAUAGAGGCUGUUUAUGAAAAUGUUGAACACAAAGACAUUAAUCACACAUUUGGACCUCAAACACAGAAUCACAAGCCAGCAGAAGGAAAAGCUAAAAAAUGCAGAGGAAGUAGAUGUUUGGUGUUGAUCACAGUGGGUCUCGGGCUCAUUUGUGUUCUUCUGCUGGUCUUCAUCAUACUGCUGUACUUCACCAUCACAGCAGAGAGAGACCUGAUAAAGAGUUACAAGAACACAAUUGAAGAGUUACAGGCCAAUUACACUGAUCGAAUGCAGAAGAAAGGUUGGUUUUUCAUGUCCAGUGAGUUGAAGAGCUGGUCUGACAGCAGGCAGUACUGCAGGGAUCAUGGUGCUGAUCUGGUCAUUAUCAACACUGAAGAGAAGCAGAGACACAUAUCUUCAUUAGUCAGUGAGAGAGUGUGGAUUGGUUUGUCACACACAGAGCAGGAGGGCAUCAUGAAAUGGGUGGAUAAUUCAACACCGAAUCAAGGGUUUUGGCUCAAGGGUGAGCCAAAUGACCUUCAUGGAACUGAGGACUGUGUUGAACUGAAUCCUGAAAACCCUAUUCUGAAAAACUGGAAUGAUCUGCCAUGCUCAGGCACAAGACAUUGGAUUUGUGAGAAAUAGGGUUCAUCUAGUCUUGUCAUGCUUUUGCUUGUAUGGUCUUAUGGAAUCAUUCUUAUUGUGAUAUGAGAAUGUAUAAUUUCUGAUUGAGUUUCCUGUCUGUUUUAACUUAUUUCAUCAUAUUAACAGCUUUCAUAUGAAAGGGCACUAUGGCACAACAAACCUCUGAGGUGUUGCUCCAUUAUAGCAGCAUGUUAAUAUAUGUCCUUCCUUAUUUCAGCUGUUAUCAUGAAUCUCACUUGUGGUUUUCGAAGUGUUGCGAUUGCAGUUACUCAUUCUAUUAUGCUGAUAUUAAGUGUCUGUGGAACUGCUUUUUAUUUGCUUUGCUUUCUUUUAUAAUAAAAUUGUUGAUCGACGGUAUUAGCACAGCAUUUUUGUUUUCAUUUCGUAUUCUUGUGCAUCUGCUUCACUGCAUUUGAUGCCCGACUGGAGAGAUUUCCUCCAGAACUGUGCCAAUUAGGUACAAGGUGGAUAUUAUUAAAAGAACAUCUGACUAUUUAAGUGUAUAUGCUGUAGAGUAAGUUGCCAUUUUGGAAGCAGUAGAGUGGAUUGUAGAAAGUGGUGCCAACUUACGAUCAUUAAAUCAGGCACAGCUACAAAUCAUCAAGGCCUCCUCUAUGAUAUUUUAUUUAUUUAUACAACAGCAGUUAGGUAGGGGAAGAAUAUUGCAUUCAUGUGGGUCCCGGCUCAUUCAGGUAUUCCGGGCAAUGAAAGGGCAGACAAGCUUGCAAAAAAGGCAACCAAAUAAGAAAAUGUUGAAAUUAAUAUCAAGUUAUCUAAAUCAAAAGGAAAGAGCAUAGUGUGGAAUGAAACAAUGGACAAAUGGCAGCAGCAGUGGCAUGAAGAAACAAAGGGGAGGCAUUUAUAUUCUAUACAAAACAGAGUGGGUGUAUCAAGAGAUAAUGGUAUGAGUAGGAAAGAACAAGUUCAUUCUAAGCAGAAUGAGAAUGGGGCAUAGCAACCCAAAUGGCACUCUUCAUAUUAUGGGAAAACACACAACAGGAAUGUGCAGCCAGUGUCAGGAGUAUGAGAUGGUUGAGCAUGUUCUAAUAUCUUGCGGGAAAUUUACUCAAGAAAGACAAGAAAUGAUGACCCAGCUACAGAGUUUAGGACGAGUAGAGGCAAAUGUUAAAAGUAUUUUGGAAUGUGCAGAGAAACAAAAAGGCAGAAAAUAUUUAUUAGUUUUUUUUUUUUAAAGAAACUGGACUGGACAAGAGAAUAGACUGUAAAAGAAAUUUAGUACAGUAGGUGGCAGUAAUGCAACAAAUUGGAUGCCAGCUGCCGUAAAACCCCAAAGAAGAGGAAGAUUUCCUCCAGUCCAGCAGGUUGCAGCAGAGAGCAGGUUUAGCAGACUGAAGGGAUCAGAGAAGAAGACAAGAGGAGAAAAUGUGGGAAUGUAGUAAGGCUCUCUUUAGUUUUCUUAAAGAUACAGGGUUACAGCACAGUAUAUAGGUGUGUGUGUGUGUUUUUAUUUUUAUAAUUAUAACUAUGUGAAGUACAUGAAGCCCUGAAGUUGCACACCCCGGUACCGUAGGUGGCGGU